UCGGAGCUGGACGCCCUCGCCUUCGCCCGCGACGGCGGAGCCUCCCAACUUCUGCUUCCCUUCUGAGACAGAGCGGGCUGCCGGCUUGGAAAGUUACUACCCUCUCGCUGCUGUUGAGUUGAGGAGGAAAGGCGGAGAAAGGGGAAGCGGGAGAAGCAAGGAAGCCAAAGGGAGCGGCUGCUUCUCCUUCAAGGAGCCUGCCUUCGCGGGGAGGCGGGAUGGAGACCCCCUCUCUCGCCGCCGCUGCCGACGCCUCCUCCUGCCGCCGCCGCUCGCCGCUUCUGACGGGGCUCCUCCGGCUAUGGCUCCUCCUCGGGGCCCUUUGCCUGCGGCCAGGACUUGGAUUGUACAAAGUAAACACAAUAUAUGGAGAUACAAUCAUUUUGCCUUGCCAUUUAGAAGUUCCUAAUGACCUUAUGUUUGGAAAAUGGAAAUACGAAAUUGCAAACAAGCCUUCAGAGUUUAUUGCCUUCAGAUCUGCAACCAAAAAAAAUGUACAGUAUGAUGAUGUACCAGAAUACAAAGACCGAUUAAGUCUCUCUGAAAAUUACACCCUAUCAAUUAAUAAUGCAAGAAUUGGUGAUGAAAAGAAAUUCGUAUGUAUGCUUGUAACAGAGGACAAUGUCUUUGAACAGGCUACAAUAGUCAAGGUGUUCAAACAGCCAUCACAACCUGAAAUCAUAAGCCAAGCAGAGUAUUUAGAAACAGAACAGUUAAAAAUGCUUGGGCAAUGUAUUGCAAAAGAUGGUUAUCCAGAGGGAAACCUGACAUGGUUCAAGAAUGGAAUUGUUCUUCAGCCUGUUGAAGAAAAUAAAGUCGCUCGGAUACGCUCUGAGUUGGAUGCCAGUGUUACUGCAAUGCCAGCUAUUGUCAUCCAUGAACAAACUAAUGUGGAUCAAGCAAGUGGACUCUACACUGUGAUAUCGUCACUAGAAUAUAAGCCAACAAAAGAUGAUACUGAUGCACAGUUCACUUGUACAGUGACAUACUUUGCACCCACAGGACAAGAAACAAUGCGAUCAGAGUCAGCAGUUUUUGAAAUUCAUUAUCCUACAGAGAAGGUCAAAAUUCAAGUGCUUUCGCAAAGGAAUAGUAUUAAAGAAGGUGAUAACAUUACCCUAAAAUGUUCAGGAAAUGGUAACCCUCCACCUCAGGAGUUUUUGUUUUACAUUCCUGGAGAACCAGAACCUAUAAGAAGUUCAAGUUUGUAUGCCUUGAUAGAUGUAAGAAGAAACGCAACAGGGGAAUACAGGUGUGCACUGACAGAUGAAAGUUUGAUGGACUCCACUAUAAUUACAGUACAUUAUUUGGAUUUGUCACUAACUCCCAGUGGAGAAGUUAUUAAGCAGAUUGGAGAAGCACUACCUGUAUCUUGUACAAUCUCUUCCAGUAGAAAUGCCACUGUAUUCUGGUUGAAGGACAAUACCAGAAUGCGCUCAAGUCCAUCUUUUUCAAGUUUGCAGUACCAAGAUGCUGGAAAUUACAUCUGUGAAACUACUUUGCAGGAGGUUGAAGGAUUAAAGAAAAGGCAAAUACUUACACUGAUAGUACAAGGAAAACCUCAGAUCAAAAUGACAAAGAAAACCAGCACAGAUGGAUCAUACAAAACUAUAUCCUGUCAUGUGGAGGGAUUUCCCAAACCAGCAGUACAAUGGACUAGCAGUGGAGGUGUCAUAAAUAAAGCAAAAGAGACUAAAUACAUGAAUGGAAAGUUUGUUAGUAAAAUCAAGAUCGCACCUGAGGAAAAUGUAACACUAACAUGUAUUGCAGAAAAUCAACUAGAAAGAACUGUAAAUUCUUUGAAUGUAUCUGCUAUAAGUAUUCCAGAAUCUGAUGAACCAGAAGAAAAAAGUGAUGAUAAUAUGGAAAAUGUUAAUGACCAGGCAAAACUAAUAGUAGGAAUCGUGGUUGGUCUUCUUCUAGCAGCAUUGGUUGCUGGUGUUGCUUACUGGCUAUAUGUGAAGAAAUCAAAGGAUGUCAACGGAGAGUCUGAGAAGGAGGCAGCACAGAACAUUCAAACCCUCCCGAGGUCAGCCUCAAAACAUGUAGAUAAAGACCUUGGAAAUAUAGAAGAAAAUAAAAAGUUAGAAGAAAACAAUCACAAAUCUGAAGCUUGAGAUGGAGAAUAAGUCAGUCACCAUUCCAGAGAACAAACAUAGACCAACCGAAGCAUGAACAUGGAUUGUAUUUAAGAUAUAUAUGAAGAUGUGACGGCUAUUCAUGGUUCAAGUAUUUACACAGACCAUUCUAUCAAGUUUUCAAAAGAAUUGACACAAUUAUCUCAAGCUUUCAAGAAUAUCAGCAAAACUAAUUUUGGCAGCAGCCAUGUUGAUAGGUCACAAAUUUGUGUUCCGUUUUGAAUAUAUAUUUUUUUUGUAAAUGUCUGCACUGAAGAUUUCUUUUGGUUUGCCUUUAUGUAAAUUUUUUACGUAGCUAUUUUUAUACACUGUAAGGCUUUGUUCUGGGAGUCGCUGGUAAUCUGAUGUAUACUGUAAUGUUUUUUAUUUCCAUUGGUUUUCGCACCCCUUCCAGAGGUACAUUUCUAUUUCUGAUUGCUAUCAGUAAAGCUCCUACUUUGCACAGCAAGUAUUUAAUUUAUAAGAUUGCCUUAUUGGAAAAUGAGACAGUUCUUUCUCUGUUUUUGAAACACCACUAAAAAGGGGGAAGAAUGCAUCUUUUAAAAGGGAGGGCAAAUUAAAUAGUUCAUAAAUAACAAUAAUCCCAAUCACCUAUAAAUGACCUGUAUAUAAUUGCCAGGAGUAGAAUCAGGUAUUAAGCAAGAUUCAUGUUGUCAUGUAUACAGAUGUCUACUAAUAAGUCUUUUUUUAGACAGGAAAAUCUUUUUAUUGAUGGCAUUCUGGGAAAUUAAUUGUUCUUGCAGUUCCAUGAUAUAUAGUGUGAAUGACUGAAAUUAAGAAUUAGUUCUGAAAUAUUUUUGUUAUCCACUGCCUUAAAAAUUAUCUUUCUUUUUGAUUUUAAAAAAAUCGGAAUUGGAGGUUUGUGUAUUUUUUUUUGAAGUGGUCAUAUCAAAGCUGCAUUUUUCCACAAAAUAGAAUAUAUAUUUUUGUGUGUGUGCGUUUUUGUUAACUACACUACAGAUAUUGCACCUUGAGAUAAUUUUAGUGUUUUUAACUGGUACAUAAUUUAUCGGAAAGUACAUGAAAGUGUAACAAUGAAAUUAAAUCUAUGUAUCUUUAGUUACAUUCAAGAUUGUAACUUUAUAAACCUGUUUUAUGCUUGAGAAUUUUUUAGAAGGUUAGCCUAAAAAGAAACAUUUGGAUAGAUCAGGGCAAAUAGACAGCAGUAUUUAGCAAUGUGUCCUCUUUAGCAGAAGACUAGCAUCUGAGAGAAUGUAAUAGAUAAUUUUGAUAACGGCAGGAAGAUGUUAUUAGAAUAAGCAUCAGAUUUCUGUUUACAGAUUUAUGAGUCAGGAAAACAGGAAGAUUGUGGGGAGUUAAGUGGAAGGCAAAUGAAGAUGGAACUUGUGAAAUGUAUUUGCCACUUACGGGGGGGAAACACUGUUGUACAUUUGUAAAAUGUUAAAUGUCUGGGCAAUAGUGACUGAUGUCUUAAAUAAAAGCUUCCUGUAGUGUAUUGGCAUGGAUGAAAUAUAUGACAUGUCCUAGAAAUUGAAUACUGUAUAAAAUAUGACAAAACAACCCUGUUAAAAGUCCUCUCCACAUGGGUUAAGGCUUUAUUUGGCAAGGGAACAAAAUAGUAAUCAUGGUCUAUGUUUAAACCAAAGUUUAAAGGGGGAUAAAACCAAAGUCUUUUGUUUUGCAUGGCUAAGCCAUUUAUGAUAUCUUUGUAAAUAAUGUGAUUUUUUCUUUUUCCUCUUUUUUCUUUUUUUAGAAUUUUGGUUUUUUUAUCUAAAAUUUUUAAGCACCUGUUUUCCAAAAUAAAAUGUGAACACACACAAAAAGAGAUUAUAAUUUGUUUUGGUGUGAAGGCAUCACAGCUUAUAUGAUAUUGAAUUGAAAUGAAGAAAGAAGAGGGGCAGAAUUUACAAUGCAACAUCAUGCCUUUGAAUUAAAUAAAAUACAAGCAUACCAAACUUUCCAUUAAGGAAAUGAAGGUCUGUUUAAACACAAAACCUAUACUGUUGGUCAGAGAUGAAACAAGAUUGGGCAGAAAUGAAAGUGCUUAACUUCUGCAUCCAGUGUCAUCAUGGAAACGGAAUAAAACUCUUUCACCUUUUGAAGUUUUACUGACCAUCUUAUGUAAUUCUUGGAAGUGUUUUCUUCACUGUUCAAAGUUCACAUCAGACAUGUUUCGGGAAUCAAAAAUACAAAUUAAUUGUUGCCAUUCAUGCCUGGAAGACAAUAAAGUGAAGUAUGUUUUCA
Anolis carolinensis (green anole) is the source of this 4343-nucleotide messenger RNA. RefSeq names its product activated leukocyte cell adhesion molecule (gene alcam). The record is from RefSeq and is a predicted model, not a curated record. Gene Ontology annotation, biological process: cell adhesion. The coding region runs from base 219 to 2117 and encodes 632 amino acids. NCBI's taxonomy places the organism in Eukaryota, Metazoa, Chordata, Lepidosauria, Squamata, Anolidae. The transcript has 18 exons. Gene Ontology annotation, cellular component: plasma membrane.